Amyelois transitella is the source of this 4249-nucleotide messenger RNA. Its product is annotated as BTB/POZ domain-containing protein KCTD3. The record is from RefSeq and is a predicted model, not a curated record. The transcript is spliced from 13 exons. NCBI's taxonomy places the organism in Eukaryota, Metazoa, Arthropoda, Insecta, Lepidoptera, Pyralidae. Gene Ontology annotation, molecular function: protein binding. Bases 171 to 2153 code for a protein of 660 amino acids. Gene Ontology annotation, biological process: protein homooligomerization.
UGGCGAUUUGUUGAUGUUGACGUUGUCUGACAUUUGUGGGUUUCGAAUUCUCAAAGCUUUUCAUUUUAUGUGAAAAAAUGCCAUUUUAUUGAAUCUAAAUAUGAUUUAAACUUCAGCUUAUAAGAGAUUACUUAUUCCUGCAUAAUAUAUUUAAUACUCAUAUUUAAAAAAUGUCUAAUUAUCAAGAAAUUGUCAAUCUGAAUGUAGGGGGUACGAAGUUCGCAACAUCGUGGCACACUCUCACAUGGGUACCGGAUACGUUUUUCACAGCCUUAUUGAGUGGUCGGAUACCUACAGUUAGGGAUGAGACCGGUGCAAUAUUCAUAGACAGGGAUCCCAAACUGUUUGGUCUCAUCUUGAACUUCUUGCGGAUGCACGACAUAGACCUUACGAAUGUGAACAUUAGGGCUCUGAGACAUGAGUGUGACUACUUUGGAAUAACACCACUGAGCAGACGGCUGGCACUGUGUGAUGAAAUGAAACAUUCUUCAUGUGGAGAUGUGCUAUUUUAUGGUUAUUUACCCCCUCCACAGUUAAAUCUCUCAAUACAAAGUAAUAGCAAUGGCAGAAAUGGCAAUAACUGUUCAAGAAAAAGUUCUACAGCUUCGAAUUCGGAAAGUUCCGCCAACAGGACUCAUUCAAGGAACUCUUCACUUGAUCUCAGGACUAUAGGGAGGAUUCCAUCUCAAGAUCAGUUAAGUCGGUGUGGCAGAGGGCACUCAAGAGCAGCAUCAUUAGGCAACAAUACAGACUGUUAUAAGGGAAUAAGACCUCCUGAAGUAAAUGCAUGGGCGGAUAGUAUGAAAGUUCAAAUAAUAAAGGCACAUCACAAUUGGAUAGCUGUUGCAUACACACAUUUUGUUGUUGGAUAUAGAUUAACAGACUCAUGCGGCUGGUACCAAAUGUUCCAAUCUCCGGUACAAGACUCGGCUAUAGAGCGGAUAGCUUUAAACGCGAAGACGGGAGGCGGCGCUAGUUCUGGCAGCAACACGUCAUCGGGCACUGACGUCAUGCUCGGCAUCGCGAGCGGGCUGCUGCUGCGGCUGUGGGCGUUCUCUACGCACAUCGAGCCUGUCAGGAUGAAUCUGAUUGGCACAUUUAACUUAGGCAUGCGAGUGGAACACCUCCUAUUCGUGGGUCCCCAACUGGUUGCCUUGAGUGGAGCGGGCAGUCGGAGCAAGGCUGGUGUCUGGCACACCAGCACGCAACAUUGGCAGACCCAAGACGUAGCUCAUCUCACUACUUACGACACCGCUGGUUCCUUCCUACUGCUGGGCACGGCUACUGGGACUAUUAAUUAUAUUGACAUGCAAAAGUUUCCACUUCGAAUGAAGGACAAUGACCUUCUCGUCACGCAGCUAUACAAAGAUCCAAACCAGGAGCCAAUCACAGCAAUAUCUGUGUAUCUCACACCCAAGACAAAUCUAUGCGGCAAUUGGAUCGAGAUCGCGUACGGCACUCGGUACGGCUCCGUGCGUGUGAUCGUGCAGCACCCGGAGACGGUCGGCCACGGCCCGCAGCUGUUCCAGACGUUCACGGUGCACCAGAAUCCAAUCACAAAGGUAUCCCUCUCGGAGAACUAUCUGGUGUCAGUGUGCAGCGAGUACAACCACGUGCGGUCGUGGCGGGUGACCCGCUUCCGCGGCAUGAUCUCCACGCAGCCCGGCACCACGCCCAACGCCGCCUUCAAAGUGCUCGCGUUGGAGGCGCCCACGGCGCAGGCGCACAAUGACUGCGGACCAUAUGGCGAGCAAGAUGAAGAGCAGAUAUUCAUACAAAAAAUUGUGCCAGAUACAGACACACUGUAUGUGCGGUUAGCUUCAAAUGGCAAAAGAGUGUGUACUAUCCGAUCUGUGGACGGCUCGGCAGUGUCUUGUUUCGUGGUAGCGGAAUGCGAAGGAGCGUUGCGGCCUAGGAGAUUAUUACUCUGUGGUCACCGUUCUGGCGCCACGCAGAUGUGGGACCUCACCGCGCCCAUAGACAAGGCGGCUAAGCCGGGACAGGCGGUCGCUGCUGGCGGAGAAGGCGAAGACGACGAAGCAGAAGGUGGGCCGAGUCCAGACGAACUUGUCCGAUUAUUGUCUGCGUGCGAUUUAGACGCCGCCCCCGCACCCCCUCCAUACGAUCCCCCCCGCCCGCUACAAGCGCCAUGAAGCUUGUGUAACGCGCUACAAGCGGUAUACAACUUUAUUGUUAAUGGAUAGGUCGAGUUACAGUUAGCUAGAGAGCUCUAUGCAAGGCUAUCGGCUAGUGAUUUAGUCGCCGCCUUCGUGACCGUCACUGAAGUGUUCAAUUUUCAAUUGCGUUGUAUGAUUUACAACCCUAUUGUUAAUCUGUAGCGUUAAAUUUACCUUGAUGGAGUUACAUGGUUUACAACUUAGAUCGCAAAUGGCGUCACAUAAGAUUUAGGUACUCUUUAUGACAUGUAAAAUUAAGUUUUCAACAAACAAAAUUAUCAUGUUAGAUAAUUCUAAGAGUAUUAAACAUAUCAAUGUAUUGAAAUCUGUCACACCGAAUACUGAAGUUUGAAGAGUGCAACCAAGAUGAAAUCUAUUGUGGAGAUGUUGUAUAUUUAACUUGCAUAAAGUUAUAUGUUAAAACUUAAAUCUAUACGGCAAAUGGAAUAUAGCUCGCUAAAUGAGUCGGUCAAAUGAUCUUGGUGGUCAACAUUUUGAAUCUAAUAUAUGUAAUGUAAAUAAUGUCUUUUAUUGCAAAAGUUAAGAUAGUGUAAAUUUUUUUGUCUUAAAUUGCUAUGCUGCUAAUUCUUCCAAAGCGGUCAUAAUUUAUCAGACGGAGAUAGAAAUGUCCAAUAUCUCUUAUCUAUUUUCUCUAUCUAUCUGUUUGGCUUUCCGAAAUGGUAUAAAGAGUGAUGAUAAAACAUACCUUGUUCGUGACGAUAAUGAUUCUAAGUUGUUUGUACGUAAACCAAUUUUUGUGUGGUUUUCUUUAGUUCGUGCCGUGUGGUUCCCGGCACUAUUACAAAAAAGAAUAGGACCACUCCAUCUCUUUCCCAUGGAUGUCGUAAAAGGCGACUAAGGGAUAGGCUUAUAAACUUAGGAUUCCUCUUUUAGGCGAUGGGCUAGCAACCUGUCACUAUUUGAAUCUCGGUUCUAUCAUUAAGCCAAAUAGCUGAACGUGGCCAUUCAGUCUUUUCAAGACUGUUGGCUCUGUCUACCCCGCAAGGGAUAUAGACGUGAUCAUAUGUAUGUAUGUAUGUAUGUUUCUUUAGUUCCUAUUAUAUUAUGCCACUUUGUACAUUUUAACAAUUAUAAAUUUUAGACAGGGUAUUAUUUAACAAGCACAAAGCUUCCAUCACUGUAAUCCCAUUUUAUUUGGCAUAUGCACAUACAUUUAUCAGUACUAUUAUUUUAGUAAUAAUUCUAAAAAUUGUACUUGCCACUUCUCGUUUUUUUUCAUGUUGUAUGUAUAAAGAUCUUAAGAUUAUUAAUCUCAUUUAUUUAUGGAUUUUGCUUAAAAUAUUCAAUAGGCUAAUUGGCAAUUCUAGUGGCUUUUUCAUAGUCUCUAAUUACCAAAAAAAUAUAUUUUAAGUGAAUUUCAUAAGUAAAUAAAGUUCCAUGUUAUUGUGUCUGCCUACCCCUCCGGGUAAAAGGUGUGAUAUUAUAAUAAUAUAUAGGCGUGUAUUAUUGUGUCUAACACAGGAAUCGAUGUAUUUUUUUCACAUCAAUGUGUUUUUUUUUUAAUUAUUGGCUCUUAUUGCCAUUUACCUUGAGAACGAACGAUAGUCGCUUUGCCAGAUAAUUUUGACAAAUGACGUAUAAAGACUGAUUUCAUUAUUAGGCUCAAACAUGUUUAAUGAAAUUCUCAUGAAAUCAUUUAUUUUUGAAAAUAUUUGUUAAUGUGUAAUAAUUGUAUGUUGAAAAUUAUUAUGUAUAUAGGAUUGAGAAUGAUGUCUUAUAGAUGUUAAACUUUUUAAAAUUAUGUCAUUUAUUAUUGUUGUUGUUGUAGUAAAAUGCAUUGUGUUAUAUUUAUUGCAAACACCUAUAUUUACAUUAACUUCAUUUUCAAUGUAAAUCAGUAUAACAUUAUAAUGUAAGUACUAAGGAGUAUAAAGUUUGUGUAUAUAUUUAUGACAUCUAUUAGGCGUUGAAACAAGGGUAGAGAUAAAUACCUUAAGUCGCGGGACCUUUACUUUUUAUUUGAUCUGAGGACUGCAGUCACGAUGAUAUUUGAUUUUAUAUCCAAUGAAUUACAAAAGAAAAAUACAAUAUUUACAAAAGUUUAAGUUAUU